AUGGACCUAGACGUCGAUUCCGUCGGAACGAAGGGCAGAACUGCCAGUGGGACGAGCGGUGGUGGCAGCACACAUCCGCCGCUGUUCGACUCACCAUCCAAGUAUGGCAUCCACCACACAAUCGCGACGUUCACCCCCACGGAGCAGCGCUUUCGAUGGCAGGGAGGUGCAGGGGCUACCGACGCGCUCUACAACAUCCCCACAAGUAUCGGCGCGGGUCCGAAGAAAAGCUUCGGCAACAGUACGCGAGACGACUGGGAUAUGGCCCGAAAGCGUGCUGACCCCGGAGCUGGCCCGGGCUCAUACGAGCCAGCCAUGUCCUGUGGCACGCAGGCGAGCUCCGAGCGCCGAUCUGCAGGCUCCACCGCGUUCGAGAAUGCCCCGCGGACUCCAGUACAAGAGAACACGACGCCGUCUCCCGGUCCGAUCUACGACCUGCCGCCGGUCAUGGGGCGAGGCUCUACGGCACCCAAGCAAGGCACGUCGCUACGUCCGCCUCUCAACGGCAAGAGCAUCGGCCCCGUACCCAAUUUGAUGCUCAAGGGCUCCUUCCGCGAAUGCCGGACGCUGGUUUCUCCGACUUUCGGCACCGAAGUGCGGCUCAAGCCUCUUGGCUCGCAGCAAACACCCGGCCCCAUAUAUGACUUGCGCCCCACGGGAUACCUCACUGGUCCUCGCUCCUCAUUCAGCCACGCCAAGCGCUUCUAA
Phytophthora sojae is the source of this 708-nucleotide messenger RNA. RefSeq lists its product as hypothetical. The coding region runs from base 1 to 708 and encodes 235 amino acids. The transcript has a single exon. NCBI's taxonomy places the organism in Eukaryota, Oomycota, Peronosporomycetes, Peronosporales, Peronosporaceae. The record is from RefSeq and is a predicted model, not a curated record.